Oncorhynchus gorbuscha (pink salmon) is the source of this 2888-nucleotide messenger RNA. Its product is annotated as cathepsin D-like. The transcript is spliced from 9 exons. Gene Ontology annotation, molecular function: aspartic-type endopeptidase activity. Gene Ontology annotation, biological process: proteolysis. Gene Ontology annotation, cellular component: lysosome. The record is from RefSeq and is a predicted model, not a curated record. Bases 1050 to 2177 code for a protein of 375 amino acids. NCBI's taxonomy places the organism in Eukaryota, Metazoa, Chordata, Actinopteri, Salmoniformes, Salmonidae.
GUGUUCUGUGUUUUGGAUUUUAAAAAAUAUUUAAUUUAUUCUUUACAAAUUAAAAAAUAUAUAUUGUUAUUAUGUUAGUGGGAAAAUGGACAUCUUCAAAACCCAACCUUCAUUUACCAGUUGUGACACACGGAUGAUCCAACCUCAGUUUUAGAGAGACUGAUUUUAUGACCAAAAUUAUCCUAUUUACACUUUCUAGUACAUGUUGGCACUAGAAUAACUUGUUGCGACUCAUAUCGAUGUCCAUAAGGGUUUUUCAAAGAUAUUCGUUGCUUUUUAAAGGCAGUCGCUCUUUAAGAGGGGUUCCUGCAGAUGCAGUAACGCCCCGAAUAGCGGGCCGCAAUCAGAUCAUUCUCCAUCUCUCGGGAUCCUGCGACAGCGACUUGUCUUGUGCGCAGUAGGGUGUCUGAUUUAAAAUGCCCCGUGCUAUCCGCGAUUCCCCACAAUCGGUACCCAAGGUGGUGCACGUUUUGUUUUUUUGCCCUAGAACUACACACCUGAUUUAAAUAAUCACCAAUCUUUUAUAAUUUCAAUCAACUGUGUCGUGUUAGAGAAAGAAAAAAAGGUGCAUUCUAGACGUCCGAAUGAUACCUGCUUGCAGUGACCAAUUUAAAACGAUGGACAUUAUUCAAGCCAAUAACACCGUCUAAUGUAUGUGCUCCCAUCAGGAUUGGACCGAGUGAAGAAAAGCGAGUGUGUACGGAAACGACCGAAAGGCAUACUGAUAUAACUGGGUUUAGUGCGUAGAUUUGAUAGUGCUCGGUCUUCUGUGGACGGACGGUUUGGCCAGCCAAGAUUGUCUAAAGUGAAAGAAAGAAACAACUGGAUGAUGAGUUAUCAAAGACAGAAUAUGAAGUGUCUUAAAAUAUUGUCUAUAACCGUCGCGCUGUUGAUAGCGCACAGCGCUGCUAUUAUAAGGUAACAUAUUUUCGUCAGUUGCUUGGUUAACGCAAGUAAUUAUUCCUUCGCCAUCCCGUGACGAGUAUAGAAUAGGCUAUCUCUGGGGUAGUUUAAUUUCCUGACGAAUUCCCCUCCACAAGACGCGCAGUAUGCGCCGCCUAAUGAACGACAAUGGGAUGAGUUUUGAACAACUCCAGGACAUGGCCAAGACCGUUGGUGGUGCAGGAGCGGACACACCAACACCCUUACCAGCAACCACUCAGAGCCCGAAAGUGCCAGUUGAGAGACUCACUAACUUCAUGGAUGCUCAGUACUACGGGGUGAUCAGCAUAGGCACACCACCCCAGGACUUUACUGUGCUGUUUGACACCGGCUCCUCCAACCUGUGGGUGCCCUCCAUUCACUGCUCCUUCUUGGAUGUCGCAUGCUGGCUCCACCAUCGUUAUAACUCCAAGAAGUCGAGCACGUACGUUCAGAAUGGCACCAAAUUCUCCAUCCAGUAUGGCAGAGGCAGCUUGUCUGGGUUCAUCAGUGGGGACACUGUCUCUUUGGCUGGUAUGCAGGUCACUGGUCAACAGUUUGGUGAGGCCGUGAAGCAACCUGGCAUCACGUUUGCAGUGGCCCGCUUUGACGGGGUGCUGGGCAUGGGCUACCCUACCAUAUCUGUCGACAAGAUAACCCCUGUGUUUGACACCGCCAUGGCUGCCAAGCUGUUGCCUCAGAACAUAUUUUCCUUUUAUAUUAGCAGGGAGCCAUUUGCUGCUGUAGGAGGAGAGCUGAUGCUGGGAGGCACGGACCCACUGUACUACACUGGAGACCUGCACUAUGUCAAUGUCACACGCAAGGCCUAUUGGCAGAUUGAGAUGAGCAGUGUGGAAGUGGGAAACCAGCUGACGUUGUGCAAGGCCGGUUGCCAGGCGAUUGUUGAUACGGGAACAUCCCUCAUCACCGGGCCUGCGGAGGAGGUCCGGGCGCUGCAAAAAGCCAUCGGAGCCUUGCCUCUACUGAUGGGAGAGUAUUGGAUUGACUGCAAGAAGGUUUCCUCUCUCCCAGUCAUCACAUUCAACCUGGGAGGGAAGAUGUUUAACUUGACUGGAGACGACUAUAUCAUAAUGGGGUCCCAGAUGGGUCAGAAAAUCUGUCUGUCAGGCUUCAUGGCCAUGAACAUCCCCCCUCCGGCUGGACCGUUGUGGAUCCUGGGAGAUGUGUUCAUUGGACGCUACUACAGCGUGUUUGAUAGAGAUGCAGACCGCGUGGGGUUCGCCCCUGCCAAGUAGAGGGGAGAAACCACAAACAACCCCUAGCAACUUGUGGAGAUCUGAAAGGAUUUGAUGGGUACAAGCAAUUUCGUGGUCCUACCAAACCAAGGUGCAGCUAGUACCUAUCAAAUCCCCACAGAUCAUGCUGAAUUAUAGGAGGAAAAAGCACAAAACUCUCAAAAAGAAACUUGUCUUUGCCUAUUUUGCUUCUUUUUGGGGGGGAGAGGGGGCUGGCUAUUUUUUUUUUAACACUUUUUUAAAAACAUUUUUUUUAAGACUAAGUGUCACCAUGUGAGUUUGGUAAAUGAAUAAAUAUUGCAGAUCAAAACUGAUGCGCUGCUGAUGCGCUGCUGAUGCGCUGCUGUAUGCAGUUCAGCUUGGUGUUUUGUAUGAAAACAAAGGAGAUGCAACAGUAAUGCAACCAAUUGUUUUUGGAAAGCAGAAGACUGAAUUCAUAUCGUUGUAGAUUAAACUCUGUUUUUGUAAAAUCAACCAGAAUGUAGAUGUCCAGGGAAUUUGACCAGGGUGCACAAGUUGUAUCAAACUAUUUUUGUAAAACAAUGUCUUGUACACUUGAACUCUUUUUGUAUGUUGACCCCAAGACCAUGACGCUUCCGUUAUAGCCUAAAUAAAAUGGUCAUGCACUACUGCAUCUGAUGAUCCUAAAAUGUAUCAAAAAGAUGUGACACUGAAAAAAGUAUAUUAAAUAAAAAUCUAGUCAUUCUUGUC